GAAGAGAGCACGUAGCUCGGUGCAGAACAAAACAGGCACACUUGCACCUCUUCCUGCCUUACCGACUUUUUCCAGCUGGGCAUUUUGAGGAGAGGCAUUAAAAAGCUGUGCUACUGAGUAGGUUACAAGAGGAACGAUCCAACCGGAGCCCACGCGGCACAAUUGCCAUGCAAACACGAACUGGCUUCCAGCUGUUCGUCCGAAUAUAACCGAGGGCAAAGUAUAAAGGGGUGAUGAACUCUCCGUUUGUCUCCAGGCACACUGGCCUGAAACUGGGCUCCCUCACGUUAUCUUGAAGAUCCUAGCAACAGCUUAGCCAAGGGAGUGCUUUCAACUCCAGCUGCUCCUUUGACCACUAACAGCGUUUGUGUUCCUGUUUAAAUAAGAUAAAGAGGCUUUAAAAAAACGGAAAAGAAGGGAGGGGAGGAAAGGAGCAGAGCUGACUGCCUCAUUUGGGUUGGAAUCCUCAUCUUGACUUGAGGAGCAAAGACAGGAUUCUGGGUUAUGGGUUUUUUUGGCAACUAAUUUAACAGAUUCUAGAAUACCUUUUAUCGUUCAAAGUUGUGCUGGACUAAAAUGUAUGGAAAGACCGAGAAGAGGGGUUGAGUAUCUCCCUGCCAGAGGUUAAAACCUUCCUCCUCUGCUAGGUGGUUGUGGUCCUUUAAUUUUUCGUUAUUAUUUUGCGUGGGUUUUUUUUCCCUCGUGUGUCUUUGUUGUUGUUUUUCCUCGCUUUUGUUUGUGGCUUUCUUCUACUCGGCACGGAGAGAAGUCGCUGCGUUUUCUCAUUCGCAGCAUCAGUCACGCCGGUCCCAGGUUCACGCCGAGUAGCUGUAAAACUUUCCGAGGGAAAGGGAGUCACUUUUACCGCCUGUGUGGGGGUGGCGAGGAGAGAGAGGCAGAGGGGUCCCAGAAGCAACUGGGUCUCCGCUCACGAGCGGCAGAGGGGUCUCCGCGCUCCUCCGCGUUCGUAGGCUGUGUAAUUGCCGAGGAGGCAGUGAAUCACAUCUGUGUAAAGCCCACUGAGCGAGGGGGCUCCGGCAAGCUCUGUUCCAACCGGUCUCAGGCAGCUGGGGUAACAUCAGAAACAGCAGCCAACAGCGAGCAAAAUAAAAGGGGUGAGCCCACCGGACACUGCAGCAGAGCCAAGCCCCCGCUCGGUACGAGUGCUCCUGCCGGCGGGGAGCAGCGGGCGGUCGAUGGACGACCUCGGCGGGACCCGGCCCCUGCGGCUGCUCUUGCUCCUGGCGCUGGUGCCUUCGCUCUGGGGCCAAGACCUUCCAAUGGAAGAAUGCUGUGAGAACGGUAUUGAAUGGGCAAAUAAAAACAGAAUAUGUACUUCUCUACCAUUCAUAGCUGAGUCCAGAGAAUGCAGCGUGACGCAGGCGCAGUGCUGCCGCAGCCAGGUGCAGAAGCAGUCCUGCGCGGACGGGAUGGAGUUCGCCAGCGUGCGGGACGAGUGUGACUCACACAGUGCCGACAAUUCCACCUGUGAGGCUGAGUACUUCAAGACAUGUUGUUACUGUUGCUUGCUGGGAAAGGCUGCUGAAAUUCAAGGCCAGGGUUGUGAACCCAACCCAAAGCUCGGGCAGCAGUGUGGGACUGUCUUCAGAGCCUGCUGCGUGAAAGACCAAGGCGGCAUCCAUGUGUCCAUCAGCGAUGAUGUCCCUAAAAGGGAGCAAGUUGAAAUUUCAAAGGAGGAACUGGACCAAGAAGAUCCCUACCUGCAUGAUGGCUGUAGAGGUGGUGGGCCCUGCUCUCAGCAGUGCAGGGACACAGGAUCCAGCUACGUCUGCUCCUGCUUUGUCGGCUAUCAGCUUCAGCCAGACGGUGUCAACUGUGAAGACAUCAACGAGUGCAUCACUGGCACUCACAGCUGUGGCAUUGGGCAGACCUGUGUCAAUACGCUGGGGUCCUUCCGCUGCCAGCGAGACACCAGCUGCGGGACCGGCUAUGAGCUGACCGAUGACAGUCGCUGCAAAGAUAUUGAUGAGUGUGAGACUGGUACUCAUAACUGCCCCCCCGAUUUUAUCUGCCAGAAUACUCCAGGCUCUUUCCGUUGCCGACCCAAGCUGCAGUGCAUGAAUGGGUUCAUACAGGACGCUCUGGGCAACUGCAUUGAUAUCAAUGAAUGCCUGAGCAGCAGCAUGCCCUGCCCGGCUGGGCAGAUAUGUAUCAACACUGAUGGCUCCUACAUGUGCCAGCGAAUCUCUCCCAACUGUGGCCGCGGUUAUCAUCUCAAUGAGGAUGGAACAAGAUGUGUAGACGUGGAUGAAUGCUCAUCCUCUAACCAGCCUUGUGGAGAAGGACAUGUUUGCAUAAAUGGCCCCGGCAGUUACCGCUGUGAGUGCAAGCCUGGCUACUCUUUUGAUGUCAUCAGCAGGACCUGUAUCGAUAUCAACGAAUGCAGGCGCUACCCAGGCCGCCUUUGUGCUCACAAGUGUGAGAAUACUCCUGGCUCCUACUACUGCACUUGCACCACGGGGUUCAAGCUUUCAGCUGACGGCAGGUCAUGUGAAGAUUUAAAUGAGUGUGAGAGCAGCCCCUGUAGUCAAGAGUGUGCCAACGUGUACGGCUCCUAUCAGUGUUACUGCCGCCGUGGCUUCCAGCUCAGUGACAUAGAUGGCAUCUCCUGUGAAGACAUUGACGAGUGUGCUUUACCCACGGGGGGGCACAUCUGCUCCUUCCGAUGCGUCAAUGUUCCCGGCAGCUUCCAAUGCACGUGUCCCUCCACUGGUUACAGGCUGGCACCCAAUGCUCGCAACUGCCAAGAUAUUGACGAGUGUGUCGCAGAGAGCCACAACUGCUCUUUGAACGAGACCUGCUUUAACAUCCAGGGCGGCUUCCGCUGCCUGUCUUUGGAGUGCCCGGAGAACUACCGCAAGUCGGGAGACACUGUCAGACUCGAAAAGACAGACACGAUCCGCUGCAUUAAGUCUUGCCGGCCCAACGAUGUCAGCUGUGUGCUGGAUCCAGUCCACACCAUUUCCCACACUGUCAUUUCCCUGCCCACGUUCAGGGAGUUUACCAGACCUGAAGGUUUGGCUGUAGCAAAGAUUAUUUUCCUCCGUGCCAUCACACCUACGUACCCAGCCAACCAGGCAGAUAUCAUAUUUGAUAUCACAGAGGGCAAUUUAAGAGACUCCUUCGAUAUCAUCAAGCGUUACAUGGACAGCAUGACAGUGGGGGUGGUCCGACAGGUGAGGCCCAUCGUGGGACCCUUCCAUGCCAUCCUGAAGCUGGAGAUGAACUACGUCAUGGGUGGAGUGGUGUCGCAUCGCAACAUCGUCAACGUCCACAUCUUCGUCUCGGAGUACUGGUUCUGAGAGAGGCAGAGAGCAUUUGCAGUGCCAGGCAAGCAGCUCCCACCAAAAACAGUAGCACGAGCUAUUAUGCCAUGUAUCUGUUUGUAAAACCCAAUAGUGUUCUUUUCUCUUGUUUUGUUUCUUUCAUGUGUGGGUUAGAGUUGGAGGCAAAUAAAAGCUCUUGCCUUGGUUAGGCACAGGAUGGAGCAGGCAAAGUGAGCCCCAUGUAGCUGUCUGUAUAAAUAUGUAGUGUGCAGAAGUGGAACUCAAAUCUUUCCCCCAUGUUUAAGCAGAUCUUAACCAUUGCUCCUUGGCCAGGUAGCCAGAGUGACUGAGGCUGUGGAACAAAAGCCCUGUCAAGAGUUCAUUGGGAUGAAUACAGAAUCACAGAAUGGUUUAGGUUGGAAAGGACCUCAAAGCUCAGCCAGUUCCAACCCCCUGUGCCAUAGGCAGGGACACCUUCCACUGGAAAAGGUCACUCAAGACAUCCAGCCUGGCCUUGAACACCUCCCUGGGCAACCUGUGCCAGUGUCUCACCACCCUCACUGCAAACAACCCUUUCCUAACAUCUAGUUUGAAGCUCCCCUCUGCCAGUUCAAACCCAUUACCCCUCAUCCUGUCAUGACAAGACCUUGUCAAUAGUCCUCUCCAGCCUUCCUGGAGCCCCCUUCAGAUCCUGCAAGGCCACUCCAAGCUCUCCUCCAAGCCUUCUCUUCUCCAGGCUGCAGAGCCCCAACUCUUGUAGCCUGUCCUCAUAGCAGAGCUGCUGCAGCCCUCUCAGCAUCUUUGUCACCCUGCUCUGGAUGGGCUGCAACAGUUCCAUGUCCUGCUUGCGUUGGGGGCUCUAUGUUUGGAUGGAAGGCAUUUGGUCACCAUUGAGUAAUCUCACCCUGUAGGCAUCAGACAGUCAGAAGGUGCUGAGCAUUCCCUGCAGGGCCCCAGUGGAUACCUCUGAGCAGGCACCUGGGUUCCUAAGCGUUUCUGAAAGGUUCAGCCUAGGUAUUUGCAAAGCAGCAUUCAGCUACAGCUAACAGAGGAAGUGCAAAAGGAAUCAGGACUGGUAAGAGGCUAACAAGUUACUGCACAUCAUGAAAGAGGAACUUGGGGCUUGGCUUUUGGUGGCUUGGGUUUGGUUGUUGGGUUUUUUUUGGUACUUAUUAUUUGAUUGUAAGUUUAUGUUUGAUUGUAAUUAAAUACCUCUCACUGAAACCAACCUGUUACAAGGAUAAAGCAUCCUGCUAAAUUCCAAUCUCCUCUGUCCUCAGAAGCACAGAGAGAACUCAAGGCUUGUACCUCUCCUGUCUGUAGAGCAAAGCUCCUGCCAUUUGAAAACUGGUAGCAGAAGGAGCACGUUGAGCUGUACACUCCUGUGCACCAAACCAAGGCAUGUGCAAGAACACAGUGAAACUCUCACAAAUAAAUGAACGUUUAAUGUGU
Molecule: messenger RNA, 4739 nt
Organism: Pogoniulus pusillus (Red-fronted tinkerbird)
Lineage: Eukaryota; Metazoa; Chordata; Aves; Piciformes; Lybiidae
Gene: FBLN1
Product: fibulin 1
Exons: 18
Coding region: 1197-3323 (708 amino acids)
Biological process (GO): extracellular matrix organization
Cellular component (GO): extracellular region
Molecular function (GO): calcium ion binding; peptidase activator activity
Source: RefSeq, a predicted model, not a curated record